This is a messenger RNA of Sceloporus undulatus (fence lizard), 1833 nucleotides long. RefSeq names its product BLK proto-oncogene, Src family tyrosine kinase (gene BLK). The transcript has 13 exons. Gene Ontology annotation, molecular function: ATP binding; signaling receptor binding; non-membrane spanning protein tyrosine kinase activity. The record is from RefSeq and is a predicted model, not a curated record. Gene Ontology annotation, biological process: innate immune response; cell surface receptor protein tyrosine kinase signaling pathway; protein phosphorylation. NCBI's taxonomy places the organism in Eukaryota, Metazoa, Chordata, Lepidosauria, Squamata, Phrynosomatidae. The coding region runs from base 133 to 1644 and encodes 503 amino acids. Gene Ontology annotation, cellular component: extrinsic component of cytoplasmic side of plasma membrane.
AAAACUCUUUAUUGAUACUGUCACUCGAAGAACACUCCAAGUCUUUUUUCUUCUUUGGUUGCCCUGGAGGGCUUCUGAGAUUUCAAGGGAGAUGUUUUGACCCAUAUCUGCAAGGAAUACUCCAAGGGCAGGAUGGGUCUAUGCGGAAGCAAAACCAGCACCAUUCAGAGGCCGAAGAACAAUUCAAUAUAUAGGAUGAAACCUCAGAUACACCUGAGAAAGAAGUUUCCUCCACCUGUCCCACCAGGCAAUCCACGCACAGUUACCACUUCUGCUGACCAUCCUUCAGGCAACGGCAAACACUGUGUAGUUGCGCAGCAUGAGUUUAACCCUACAAGUGAGCGCGACCUGCCGUUGACAGUAGGCGAAAUAUUUGAAGUCCUUUACAGCAAUGGGGACUGGUGGCUAGCAAAAUCACUUACCACCGGGAAGAAAGGCUACAUUCCUAGUAAUUUUGUGGCCCGUGUCAACAGCCUAGAAGAAGAGAAAUGGUUUUUUAAAGGCCUGAGCAGAAAAGAAACGGAACGACUCCUGAUGGCACCACGCAAUGCAGUGGGUUCAUUCCUGAUCAGGGAAAGUGAGACAACUCCUGAUGCCUUUUCCCUGUCCAUUAGAGACAGCUCAUCUCAAGGGGAUGUCAUCAAACAUUACAAGAUCCGGAAGAUGGGUGAUGGGAGAUACUAUAUUUGCCCUAGGAUCAUAUUCAUUUCACUCCAAGAGCUUGUCAAGCAUUAUUCUGCUCAGCAGGAUGGCCUGUGCCAGAAGCUUAGGGAGCCCUGUAUAUCUCUGACUCCAGAAAGGCCCUGGACCACGGAUGAGUGGGAGAUUCCACGGGAAACCCUGAAGCUGGUCAAGAGAUUGGGAUCUGGCCAGUUUGGAGAGGUGUGGAUGGGAUAUUACAAGAAUAAUGUGAAGGUGGCCAUCAAGACUUUGAAAGAAGGCAGCAUGCCUACAGAUGCCUUUUUGGCUGAGGCCAACUUGAUGAAGCAGCUUCAGCAUAGCAAGCUGGUUCGACUGCAUGCGGUGGUCACUCAAAAGCCCAUUUAUAUUGUCACGGAAUACAUGGCCAAUGGGUGCUUACUGGAUUUCUUGAAAACAGAGGAAGGCACGAAGCUGAAUCUUCCCAAACUCAUUGAUAUGGCAGCUCAGGUUGCUGAAGGGAUGGCAUACAUUGAGAGAAUGAACUCCAUCCACAGAGACCUCAGGGCAGCCAACAUUUUGGUCUCGGAGAACCUCAUUUGCAAAGUUGCAGACUUUGGCCUAGCUAGGAUAAUAGAGGAUGAAUACCUGGCACAAGAAGGUGCCAAAUUUCCUAUCAAAUGGACAGCGCCAGAGGCAAUUAACUACGGGAUUUUCACCAUCAAAUCUGAUGUCUGGUCUUUUGGGAUUCUUUUAACAGAAAUCAUCACUUAUGGAAGGUGUCCUUAUCCAGCUAUGACCAAUCCUGAAGUUAUCCAGAAUCUAGAACGGGGAUAUCGAAUGCCCUGCCCGGACUCUUGCCCACCUGAACUUUAUGCAAUAAUGAUGAAAUGCUGGAUGCAGAAUCCAAAUGAAAGGCCAACAUUUGAACACCUCCAGACUAUCCUUGAAGACUUUUACACAUCCACAGAAAGGCAAUACCAGCCAGAGCCUGAUGUAUCUUGAGCACUGACUGCUUGAGGAAAUGGCAGAUUUAAAAAAGAAAAUUCCAGAACACUAGUGGGAAGGGCGCAUGGGAUUUUUGAUGAAUUGGACGUUGGCAUGUCUUUGGGCAUCAAGUAUGUGUGCAGAGCUGGUCCUUGGAGUCACAAACAAGAUGUCCCAUGCCAAGCAGAAGGAGAAAAAUUAUGAAAG